GAACCAAUAACAUCGCGCGAGGUGCGGGGAGUCUGCCUAAGCCGGUCCGCCAUGUUAGGGCUGUCGUACUGCUGAGGGGGUCCUAGUGCUCGGCUGGCGGUUACUACGGCGGGGGUUACUGUCAGAGCUGUAGUGGGCGGAACACAGCAUGGAGCCGCAAGUGAACCUUCGCGUCAGCUGCCGCGGGGAGACCCAGAGCUUCCUGGUGUCAGACACAGCGCACACGACGUGGGCCGAUGUGGAGGCCAUGGUUAAAGUUUCAUUUGACCUGGAUGACAUUCAGAUAAAAUACAUUGAUGAGGAUAAUGAUGAGGUGUCUGUGAAUAGCAAAGAGGAAUAUGAAGAAGCUCUGAAGAUUGCAGUUAAGCAAGGAAAUCAACUCCAGAUGAAUGUGUAUGAAGAAAGCUCUCCUCUGAAAGAAACUUCAUCUUGUUCUUGGCAACUGCAUGAAAAAACAGUCACGGAAAAGUUGGCAGUUCUUAAAGAUGAGCUGACAACUCAGCAGAAGUUAAAUCACAAUAGAACAGGAAGAACAAAUGAAAGUCCUCCAGAAUGGUUUACUAGCUACUUGGAAACAUUCAGGGAGCAGGUGGUGAAGGAAACUGUUGAGCAGCUGGAGCAGAAGCUGUAUGAGAAGCUUAUUCAUCACAAUCAGUCUCCAGACUUCUCUGAGAGCUCUAUUACAACAGCACCUCCAAAUUCAGGGACCCAAAGAAAGAAUGGUAAUCAAUGUGACUGGCUGAUCUCCUGCUGCAACUGCCAGGCUCGAAUUGUUGGAGUUCGCUACCAGUGCAGUCUCUGUCCAGCCUACAAUAUUUGUGAACAGUGUGAAGCAGGAACGUAUGCACAUGAUCCUAAUCAUGUAUUGCUAAAGCUACGAAGACCUAUGCUAUGUAUUGCUGAAAACUACGACAUUGCACAGUUUUCACCUUGCCUGCCCACUACUCUGGAGCAAGUUAGGCUCCAGAAGCAGAUAGACAAAAGAUUUCUGAAGGCAGAAAAGCAGAGGUUACGAGCAGAGAAGAAACAGCGGAAGGCAGAGGUCCGAGAGCUCAAAAAGCAGCUAAAAUUGCACAGGAAAAUUCAUCUGUGGAACUCUGUCCCUGUAUUGGAAAGUAGUGGCUCGCCGACUCUUAAGUCAGACAAUCUCCAACACAGUACCUUACCGAGUCUCAGUCAACACUUCCAAGCAAUUGUCCCAACACUAAGUGCAGUUUUUGUUGAUGAGAAUUUGCCAGAUGGCACUCACUUGCAGCCAGGCACGAAGUUCAUCAAACACUGGCGAAUGAAAAAUACAGGCAAUGUGGAAUGGAGCUCAGACACAAAGCUGAAACUUAUGUGGGGAAAUCUCACUUUGGCAUCUUCUGAGAAAAAGGAUGUGUUGGUACCGUCCAUACCAACAGGACAAGUAGGAACCGUUUCAGUUGAGUUUGUGGCUCCCAAUAUAGAAGGAACUUACACCUCUCACUGGAGGCUGUCGCACAGAGGGGAACAGUUUGGGCCUAGAAUCUGGUGCAGUAUUGUUGUGGAUCCCUCCCCAGCUACUGACUCUUUAGAAAGCAAUUGGAAGGAUUUUGAUUCCCAUCCUAAAGAUAAUAUUUCCAGUAACAAACAGGAUACUUACUUGAAGACAGAAAGAAAUGCUCAUGUUAUGAGUGAAAUUGUGGAACAGGCUGAGAUAUCUCUGCCAGCUUUUCCUUUGAAGAUGAAAAAUCUACCCACUGAGAGAGAAUUCUAUAUCCCAUCUGUUGAUCUUCUCACUGCACAGGAUUUGCUGUCCUUUGAGCUAUUGGACAUUAAUAUUGUACAGGAAUUGGAGCGAGUGCCACACAAUACUCCUGUUGACAUGACUCCAUGCAUGUCUCCUUUGCCGCAUGAUAGCCUCUUGCUAGAGAAACCUGGCUUAGGUCAGAUAGAGGAGGAGAGUGAGGGGAGUGGAUUUAAACCAGUGUCUGGAAUGAUUGAAGUCUGCUUUUCUACAGAUACUUGUGUGGUGAAAAUGAAAACUGAACAUCUGCUGAACCAAGAAGAAGGGGAAGAAGAUAUGAGCGGAACUCAGUUUGUCUGUGAAACUGUAAUUCGCUCUCUGACUCUGGAUGCUGCACCUGACCAUAAGCCUCCCGAAAAAAAGAAAUCCCUGAAGAAUUCUUUGCAAGCGUUCCAAGACACCUUCAGUUGUAAUGUGAUAAAUGAAGAAACUUCUAGGAUAAAAACUCACUCUGCUUCUAAAAAGGAAUCAAAGAUCUAUCAGUCAGAGGCAAUGACAGAAAAUGGCGAUGACGAGCUUCUAAUGUCUGAUGAGAGAACAAACCUGUCUGGCAAUACUGUCAGAUCUGAUGAAGACGAAAGUGAUGAUAAAGAUGAUGUUCAGAGUCAAGGCUCUUCUGCUUCAUCAGAGGAUUAUAUCAUUAUUCUCCCUGAGUGCUUUGAUACCAGCCGUCCUUUAGGGGAGUCCAUGUAUAGUUCAGCUCUUUCUCAGCCCAGCAUGGAAAAGACAGGAGAAUCGGAAACAGGGGCGGGGAAUUCAGAAGGGGAAAGGCAGCCACAGAUGCAUAGCAUCAGUAACAUUUUGACAACUUCACAAACACUGGCUGUAGUACCGUUGGCCCCAGAGGUUGUGGACACCUUACCCCAGACAGAAAGAAAUCUUGCAUCUCUUCAGAAUCGUAUCUUCCAAGAUCCAAGCAUACUAACUUCAGAGAAUGUCUCUUCCACUCCUUAUAAUCAAAUAAGAGAAGAACCCAGUGGUGAAGACAGGCAUGAACCAGGAUCUUCUGUAUCUCUAACUGGUAACCAGAAGGGCUCAGAAUACCCGAGACACCCACAGAGUGGCAGUAUUGCAGGAGAACUAGUUAAAGGAGCUCUGUCAGUUGCUGCCUCUGCCUACAAAGCUUUAUUUGCUGGACCACCCAUUACAGAGCAGCCUGCAGCUUCAGAAGAGCACGCUGCUGCUCUUCUAUCCAGUCUGUGUGAGAUGGGAUUCUGUGACAGGCAGUUAAACCUGCGACUGCUGAAGAAACACAACAAUAAUAUGGUUCAAGUGGUAACUGAAUUGCUUCAGAUCAGUAACGGUGACUGGUACAGCAAUAGAUGCUGAACCUUCCUGGUGGAGGGAUGAAUCUCCUUAGUUGAGCAAAUUCUUAUUAAACACUACAACGUUAGCAGGCUGUCCUUCAACUGCUUUGGAGAUAUAGAUAAAACUUAGGCUUUUCUUUGCGCUUUUGACUUUUUCCACUCAUGGAAGCGUCAAACAGUGCUUGUCACAACAUUUUACAAAUUGGAGACCAGAAUUUCAACUUUACUUUUGCUGACGUUAGCAGUAUUGAAGUUGGUAACUUUAUACUGAAUCCUUUUUGCCUGGGAAUGUUAUAGAAUGACUUCAGCCUGCACGCAGAUAAGAACUUCCCCUUGCGCUGUAUGUAAAAUAGUUCUAGGCAGCUGGGAGCUCUUGUUUUGUUGACUUCUAACAAACUUUGUAAUAGGAAGCAAUGUAAAAUGCUUCUGUAAAAUGUAGCCUUGUCUAAUUUACAAGAGAUACCUGCUACUUGGAAACUUGUUUCUUCUGAUAUGAUUUAGUUAUCAAAUUUUGUCCAGUUCAUGAUAGCAGUGUAACAGAUUUAAACCUUACAAAUCAUUCUGGGGUGGGGCGGGAUGUUGCUCAUAUAUUAAAAUUAGUCUUGAAUCACCAAAUGACUUCUGAAAAGCCUGAAGUUAACUUGAACUGAUGUAUACCAGGAAAAUCACUGUUUCUUGUAGCAGAAUAAAGCAUAAGAGUUAACUUACUACAAAUUGGUUACAGUUAAUAGCUGCUGGUAACAAUAACAGAAAAUGUAUAUGUAAUAGAAAAUAUAGCCUACAUAAAAUAUUUAGUUAAAAAUGGAGUUGUAGGAAGGACCUUUCUAAGAACCUCUGAAAAGGUUCGUUGGAAAAAUAUGUGUAAAAACUCAACCCCUAUGUUUUUUUUUCUGUAUUGUCCAGACAUCUUAAUACUACAUAAAGAGUUAAAGAGGGCAUAAAAAGCCAGACCUGAACUGGAGUAUGAAUUCUGGUAACAUUUGGGAAAUGAAAGAACCCCCCCCCCCCCCCCGGGGUAGGGGUUGUACGACAUACUUUAUUUUGAAAAAUGUAGUAACUUAAGCAGUGUUAAAUAUAUAGUCUCUAGCGAUGGUUCUAGUUGCUCCUGUGUUUCCGUAAACACAUCUGUAGAAUUCACUUUCUCUCAAGAUUUUGCUUUACAUACGCAUACUUAUUUCAAAGUUUAAGAAUUCUCUCCUAAACAUCCUGAGAGGAGACUUGAUUCUGAAGAAUCGCAAGAAACCAGUAACAUACGCUGCCAUGCAGUGGUAAAUCUAUAGGUAAUUGCUCAGAGGUCAGUUCUCUGCAAGUGACAGCAAUGUUGGCUACAUUCUUUGUUUUGAGUAAGCUUUCUUAGUUGCUGCAGUAGGAGACCAGUGAUCUUGAAAUACAAAUACUACUGUUGCUUUAAAAUAAGGUGUUUCUAUUUUGACACAACAUAGCUGAAGCAGUUAUCAGUAUUCUGACUGAUCAGAUGAUCAGUAAUAGUUUUUUAAAGACCUAAUACUCUCCGUGAUAAGAUACCAUUAAAAUAAUUAAAGAAAAAUAUGUAUCAUACUGUUUCUGUUUUAAACCUAUUUUUAUAGAUAGAUGGAAGGUAAACUCUUAAAUGUUUAUUUUGAAAUAUGAUAGGACUAUUUUGCAGUGUUUCCCAUCUGACUGUACCCCAGUACAGCUGUCUAUUGUGGACCAGAUAAAUACUUUCCCGUAACUUGAAAUUACAGUUGUUUGUUUUUCCCCCACCAUAACUUACACAUACUGAUUUGAAUAUCUUUUGGCUUAUGCUUACUAUGCGGUGGGGAGGAGAGGACAUGGAUAAGUGUGGUAGCUGGCGAAGUUAUUAAACUUAAUGUGGUUGUCGGCUUCGAUCUGGAAUACCCAGCAGCACGCUUGCUCUUUCUGUGUAUGCCUUUGUAAUUAAGAUUUUAGUGCGUUCUGUAAAUUAACAAAACACUAAAAUGUUUGAGGAAAAGCACUUCGUUGCAGAUUGAAAUGUGAAGUGUGAAAUAGUGUUUUCUUUAAGUUACUUUUUACUAGUGGUUAGAUAAUGUAUGCUCAGGCUUAAGGUGUAUUUUCUGUUGGCUUUGUAUAUUUUGUUAGUGGAUGCAUGAUAUAAUUUAUAAUAUGUUCUAUAGUGCAAAUAUGACUUCUGUACCUUAUUUAGGAUAAGCGCUUUAAAGUCAACUGUGAUGUGGGGGAGAGGAGGGUAGAAGACCACUUUUUCCUCUGACCUUACAAUAAAUCAUCUUAUCUGGCUGGC
Messenger RNA from Numida meleagris (helmeted guineafowl), 5335 nucleotides. RefSeq names its product NBR1, autophagy cargo receptor (gene NBR1). The transcript is spliced from 22 exons. The record is from RefSeq and is a predicted model, not a curated record. Lineage: Eukaryota; Metazoa; Chordata; Aves; Galliformes; Numididae. Gene Ontology annotation, biological process: macroautophagy. Bases 149 to 3097 code for a protein of 982 amino acids. Gene Ontology annotation, cellular component: phagophore assembly site. Gene Ontology annotation, molecular function: zinc ion binding; ubiquitin binding.